Condylostylus longicornis is the source of this 984-nucleotide messenger RNA. RefSeq names its product mannose-P-dolichol utilization defect 1 protein homolog. Lineage: Eukaryota; Metazoa; Arthropoda; Insecta; Diptera; Dolichopodidae. Gene Ontology annotation, biological process: oligosaccharide biosynthetic process. The transcript has 4 exons. The coding region runs from base 143 to 937 and encodes 264 amino acids. The record is from RefSeq and is a predicted model, not a curated record.
AAUAGGUUACAAACCAACAUAUCGGCUUUAUAGCAACUAUCAAGCACUCCUUAUUAGAUUAUUAAUGAGAUAGUGGAAAUUUCUUUAAAACCUAUUAUUUAUUUCCGGAAGGUGUAAUAUAUACAAGAGUUAUAAUUUCAAAAUGGAAAAUUUUCUACAACUAGAAAACUUAAAGCCAUAUUUAUUACACGUAUUAUCGACAGAAUGUUACGACAAAUAUUUCAUUGAAAAAGAUUUUGCGGAUGUGGAAUGCGGAAAAGCUGUACUUUCGAAAUGCCUUGGUUUUGCAAUUAUUGCCGGCUCGAUUCUAGUCAAAAUUCCACAAAUUUUAAAAAUUUUAAACAGCAAAAGUGCAGAGGGCAUCAACAUUUUUAGCGUCCUACUAGAUUUAGCGGCUAUCACGUUUAAUAUGUCGUACAGUUUUGUGAGCAAAUUUCCUUUUAGUUCAUGGGGCGAUAACACUUCUUUGGCCGCACAAACUGCAAUUAUUGCUAUAUUGGUAUAUUACUAUGGAGGAUCGGCUUUAAAAUCUAUCAUAUUUACUGUCCUGUAUGGUGGAAUUUGCUAUGCUUUAAUGGGUGGAUUGACACCUAUUGAAUAUUUAUGGGCUGCUCAGUGUUGUAAUAUACCAAUACUGCUAGUAGGCAAGUUAUCUCAAGCAUACACUAAUUUCAAAAAUAAAAGUACCGGACAACUUUCAGCUGCAACAUGUUUCAUGCUUUUAGCUGGUUCUUUAGCGAGAGUUUUUACAUCAGUUCAAGAAACUGGAGAUAAUCUCGUUGUCCUUUUGUAUUCAGUAUCAUCAUUAGCUAACGGCAUUAUUGCAAGUCAAAUACUAUUAUAUUGGAACAAAAAAGUACCAAAACAGAAGAAACAAGCAACAAAAACUCAACAAAAAGGUGGAAAAACAAAAGGAAAAUCCAAAAAAGUUGAUUAGGAGAAUUCCGUUUCAAAAUUUAUCGAUAAUACAUAGUUUAGAUUUUA